Molecule: messenger RNA, 143 nt
Organism: Racocetra persica
Lineage: Eukaryota; Fungi; Glomeromycota; Glomeromycetes; Diversisporales; Gigasporaceae
Source: the annotation of a GenBank genome assembly
AUGUAUAUAGACACUGUCUGUGCAUAUUUCUUGGAUACAGACAUAUUUGGACAUUGUCCAAUGUCUGUGUCCACCAUAUGUCCAAAAAAUGUGAAUUGUUACCGGAUAUUGUCUGUACAAAAAAUGACAGACACAGACGUCCG